UGGAGUCCAAGCUGUCCUAGAAAGUAACGGCCCAAUUGUCUUUGAGACUCCACUUCCCAGAAAGCUCAGCGUGUAGCGUGUGCUAUGGAGCCGCAAGUCGCAGAGCUCAAGCAGAAGGUGGAAGACACGUUAUGCCCUUUUGGCUUCGAGGUUUACCCCUUUCAGGUGGCCUGGUACAAUGAACUCCUGCCUUCAGCCUUCCACUUGCCCCUGCCAGGACCUACCCUGGCCUUCCUGGUACUCAGCACACCUGCAAUGUUUGACCAGGCCCUCAAACCAUUCUUGCAGAGCUGCCACCUCCAGCCACUGACCGACCCUGUGGAUCAGUGUGUGGCCUACCACCUGAGGCGAGUUACAGAGAGCCUUCCAGAGCUGCAGGUGGAAGUCAUUGCUGACUACGAGGUGCACCCCAAUCGGCGUCCUAAGAUCCUUGCCCAGACAGCAGCCCACGUAGCAGGGGCUGCUUAUUACUACCAACGACAAGACAUCGAGGCUGACCCAUGGGGAUCCCAGCGCAUAGCAGGCGUGUGCAUACACCCCCGAUUUGGAGGCUGGUUUGCCAUCCGAGGGGUGGUAUUACUGCCAGGGAUUGAAGUACCAGGUCUGCUACCCAGAAAGCCUCCCGACUGUGUACCUGCAAGAGCUGACCGAAUUACCCUGCUUGAAGGCUUCAAUUUCCAUUGGCAAGACUGGACUUACAGGGAUGCUGUGACACCCCAGGAGCGAUACUCUGAAGAACAAAAGGCCUACUUUUCCACACCACCUGCCCAACGUCUGGCCCUGUUAGGUUUAGCUCAGCCCUCUGAGGAACCUAGCAAAUUCCCUGAACUCUUUACCAAGUGUACCAAGGAGCCAGAGAAUACCCACAAAGGCCGAAGCUGGCUCAGCCCCAGUGCCUCACCACCUGCAUCCCCUGGCCCUUGAUCCCAUCAUCCCCUGUAGGAUCCCAUUUAUGGUGGAACUUGCCAGGUUUUCAAGAGUCGAAGACCCAAACAUCCAGAAACCUCCACCUGCCUCGGAGCAUGGGACUCUGCCUGUUAGUUCUAUGUAGCGCACCUAAGGUUAACUAAUUAGAGCCUGAGGGGCAACCAUCCUGUAGUGAUCACCUGAGUUGAAGGGACUGAAUAAAUGGUAUGUAAAGCACUUUGAAACAUGGCACAUGUAUGCUGGCUAGUUGCAGUCAGUGUGUUAAGUGGAGGGGUGGACUGGCUAGAGUGGUUCAUAAAAUGACAAUUACGUGAGGGAAAUUGUGACACCCAAGGGGACAAAGAGGACAAAUGAUUAACUUCACAAUUAUAGUUCUACCCAAGGCUACCAAUGCUGCUGUCGUCUCCCUUUUAGUUCCAAAGGGGAAAAAAAAGCCUCCAGUUCUCUUCUUUUACAGGGAUCUGAAGAGGCCAAGCUUCUGGUUCCCAGGCAGCACUCCCAGUUGUGAAAAUGUAGAUGUCCAAGUAACCUAUCUAUUGUGUACACCUACUGCCCUGGCCAACACUAGAGUACGGCUUGUUCUUCUCCCCCAGGUGUGUUAAAACAAAAAACACCAUAUUUCAGUUCCUUGGGUCUACUUGUAUCUCCCCAGUAUAAUUCUGAUUCUGAGGCAGUUCUCAUUCUUUCCCUGAAGGAGGGAAAACCCAAGGUUAUUAUUUCAGAAAAAAAAAAAAAAAUCAAGGUCUCAGUUCAAAUUUAUUAAGACACUACAAAAGGUCACUGAAUGGGGAGACACCCUGCUACUGGUAUAUCAAACAUUAACAGAUGGUCUACCCCACAGCACAGCUCAGGCCAUUACUACCAGUGGAAGAAAAGAUGAAAGGGUUUUCCCAACUCCUACAGGAAAGACAUAGUGCCCCAUACACCUUGUGUUUAAAGCAUGAAAAAAAAUUACAAAAGAGCUUUUAUUCUCAUGGCCCAGUCGGUGCUCACUUCUGCUUAGAGAAAUAUUCUUUGCUCUUCUGGACAUCAGGCUUGAUAGUAUCACUGCCAGGUUUCCACCCAGCUGGGCA
Messenger RNA from Fukomys damarensis (Damara mole-rat), 2000 nucleotides. RefSeq names its product metabolism of cobalamin associated C (gene Mmachc). Gene Ontology annotation, cellular component: cytoplasm. Bases 85 to 924 code for a protein of 279 amino acids. The transcript has 4 exons. Gene Ontology annotation, molecular function: cyanocobalamin reductase (cyanide-eliminating) (NADP+) activity; demethylase activity; FAD binding. Lineage: Eukaryota; Metazoa; Chordata; Mammalia; Rodentia; Bathyergidae. Gene Ontology annotation, biological process: cobalamin metabolic process. The record is from RefSeq and is a predicted model, not a curated record.